GUCCACCAAGCCCCACUCUUUACGCCUUUGAUCAUGAUUUUUAGUCUUUUUGAUUAAAAGUCUUCUUCUCCACCUACAUAUAUACACGCUCAAGUUUGAGUCUAUUUUUGAAAAGGAAUAAAAAUGAAUGAUUCAUUUACGCAGCCCGGAGCAAUUCCAUUUAAAUGGGAAAUCCGACCCGGAGUACCCAAGCUCCCACAUUCACACGAACCAAUAACAACAGAUCACCACCGUUCACUAGCCAAACAAGAGGAAGUAGCAAAAAAUCAGAGCCGUUCAUUUCCAGAAACCCCGCGUAAGCUGAAACCUCCACCAGCAGCUGGGUUCAAUUUCCACUCACCAGUUGCGGAGCCCCGAACCCGAUCCUUCCGUUCAGCUCCACGGGCACGCUCCGAGAGGCACCGGUUUGAUGUGCAGAAUCUGAUGACCCGACCCUCUAUGGGAGUUGUUUCAGAUGGGUGCUUCCCAUCUCCCCCCUUGCUGAUGCGAGUAACGGAGAAGAAGAAGAAGAACCAGAAGAGUGGGUCGGAACCCGAUUACAUGUCGGAUCUGGAGAGAGUUUCACGGUGGUCGGUGUCAAGUAGAAAGUCAGUGUCUCCUUUUCAUGACUCACUUUCCUCUUCAUUUUCAUCACACGAGUCAUCGCCCCGACGACCUGUGAAUGAUGCUGAUUGGCCUGGCUUUGCUCUCUUUUAGAAAACCACAAUUAAUUACACUAUCUUUCAUACAAAAGGUUCUUUUUUCUAUCUUUAAUUUUGUGUCUAUAUUUCCUUCAAUAUUACUACUGUACUACGUACUAUAUUGUACACUGUGAUGCAAUCGAUCGACUAUGAUCCAAUAGACGUGGAGAAUAAGUUAAGAGA
Nicotiana attenuata is the source of this 863-nucleotide messenger RNA. RefSeq lists its product as uncharacterized. The transcript has a single exon. The record is from RefSeq and is a predicted model, not a curated record. NCBI's taxonomy places the organism in Eukaryota, Viridiplantae, Streptophyta, Magnoliopsida, Solanales, Solanaceae. The coding region runs from base 124 to 696 and encodes 190 amino acids.